This is a messenger RNA of Impatiens glandulifera, 7557 nucleotides long. Its product is annotated as MAG2-interacting protein 2. Gene Ontology annotation, biological process: retrograde vesicle-mediated transport, Golgi to endoplasmic reticulum. Lineage: Eukaryota; Viridiplantae; Streptophyta; Magnoliopsida; Ericales; Balsaminaceae. Gene Ontology annotation, cellular component: endoplasmic reticulum membrane; Dsl1/NZR complex. The coding region runs from base 263 to 7444 and encodes 2393 amino acids. The transcript is spliced from 12 exons. The record is from RefSeq and is a predicted model, not a curated record. Gene Ontology annotation, molecular function: SNARE binding.
UCCAUAGGAAGUGUAUUAGGGAUACAAUUAAGAUUCUCAUAAGUAGUCUUCUACGAUCUCCUUCUUUGAGUUAAAUCCAUGUUUCAGGGAUAUUGAUCCGAGCUUCCGUUUCCUAAUGCGAGUUAACUCGUCAAUCUAUAUAGUUGGGUAACCGAAGCUUCGCCUUGACUACCCGGAGGAUUUCGGCGGCGGGUUGCAUUUCUUUCUCGAUUUUUCGACAUUCUAGCCUCUGAGAUCUUUGUUACUGCUGCUGGUACAACACAUGGAACAAAGCGAGGGAGAAGUCUUCUACGAGACGCGUUAUCAUGCGUCUAGACCAUGUUCUUCAAAUUACCCUCCCCGACCUCAACAGGUAAAUGAAGCUGGCAACCGGGGUUUUCUCUCAUUGCUUUCCCGCUCAGGUGUGGGUCAGCUCAAAGAAAAAUGGAGUGGAUACAGGAACAAGAAAAAGCUAAGGAAAUGGGUAUCUUUGUUUGUCUCCCCAAGGGGUGAAAGAGUAGCUGUAGCAAUGGGUAGCCAGAUCACAAUCUUGAACAAGAAUGAUGAUUAUCAUGAGCCUCAGGGCACUUUCACUAGUAGCAACAGCAACUCAUUCACCUGUGGCACCUGGUCAGAAUCUCAUGAUGUUCUUGGAGUUCUAGAUGAUCUCGGUGUACUCUAUUUUAUCAGAGCCAAUGGUGAAGAAAUAACAAGAAUUACAAGGGCUCAUUUGAAACCAUCUUUGCCAAUAAUUGGAGUCAUUAUGAUGGAUGGUGCUGACAUGGAGAAAUCUUGCUUGUGCAGUUUCAAUGUACUUACAUCAGAUGGUUCAUUACACGAAGUUGAGAUCAGUCAGGAUUUGCAUUCCUCAAUUUCUUCAUCAUCCACACUUCGUGAUGCAUCAUCUGCCUCAUCUUCGAAGAGGGGAUUCCCUGACAAUGUCAUCUGUGUCAAUUAUCAUACAGACUUGUCUUUGCUAGUAGUAAUUGGUGAUGGAGUUGGAGGCCCUAUGAACUCUGCCACUGGAACUUGUAGUCUCUCUCUAUGGAGAAGAAUCAGAAACUUUGAUCUAGAACCAAUUUUCUCCAUGCAAAUUGAAGGGUGGUAUUCCAAACCAAAAGGUUAUGUGGGUAAAAUAUCAUGUCCUAAGGUGUUAAUCUCACCUCAAGGGAAGUUUGUAGCAUCUCUUGACAUAAGGGGUUACUUGGUUAUUUUUAAGCUGGAUGAUGGCAGAUUCUCUCCUUUAAGUCAUCGUGGUGGGGAGAAGUUUGAUUCCUUUGGUCCAGGAGAUUCACUAGAUAAGGAAGGUCAAUCCUUAACUGACAUUGUGGAUUUUACUUGGUGGUCUGAUUAUGUGCUUGUUCUUUCUAGAAGAAGUGGAAGCAUCAACAUGAUUAGUACUUGUAGUGGUAUGAAAGUGUUGCAUAAUGAUCCAGUCUUCUCCAUGCCUAUUUUGGAAAGAGUUCAGCAUGUCCCAGGACAUGUAUUUCUUUUGGAAAUGAUACCAUCUCAAGAAAAAAGUGAUUUAUCUUCUAAGGUGGUAUUGAACACUGUGCAAGACAUAGAUUGGGUGAUUGAAGAUAAUAAUAGUCCACACAAUAUUGAUAAACUGCACUGGAACUUGGUUUCAUUCUCAAAAAGAUCUGUUUCUGAAAUGUUUGAUGUGCUAAUCAGCAGUCAGAAGUUUCAAGCUGCCCUGGAUUUUGCCAACUGCCAUGGUUUGGAGAAAGACAAAGUACUGAAGUCCCAAUGGUUGCACUCUGUACAAGGACUAAAUGAGAUAAAUACAUUCCUGGCCAGGAUAAAGGAUCAAGCUUUUGUACUAUCUGAAUGUUUGGAGAGAAUUGGGCCAACUGAAGAUGCCAUGAGGGCAUUACUUACUAUGGGAAUCAAACUAACAAACCAACAUGCAGAUCUUGAUUCAGACAUUAAUGAAAAUAGUCAAACUUGGGAAUUUUGUCUCGCCAGACUGAAAUUCUUACAAUUCAGAGACAAGCUGGAGACUUUUCUUGGUAUAAACAUGGGAAGAUUUUCCAUGCAGGAAUAUAGAAAAUUUCGUGUUGUGCCUAUCAGAGAAGCUGCUGUGACCCUUGCAGAAAGUGGGAAAAUUGGAGCCUUGAAUCUUCUUUUCAAACGUCAUCCUUAUUCCUUGAUGCCUUUCAUGUUGGAGAUCCUAGACUCAAUUCCAGAAACAGUGCCUGUGCAAUCGUAUCAGCAGCUUCUUCCUGGAAAUAGUCCUCCUCCAAUUGUUUCAUUGAGAGAGAAAGAUUGGGUUGAAUGUCAAGAAGUUGCAAGAUAUAUAACUCAACUCCCAGAGAAUCAUGAAAGAAAAACUCUGCUAAAAACUGAACCCAUUGUGAAACACUUCUUGGGAUUUUCGUGGCCAACAACAGAUGACCUAUCUUCAUGGUACAAAAGUAGGGCCAGUGAUAUGGAUAGCUUAAGUGGGCAACUGGAUAACUGUCUUUGUUUGGUAGACAUUGCUUGCAGCAAGGGUAUUCCUCAGCUCAAGCACUUCUAUGAGAAUAUCUCUUACUUACAUCAUCUUAUCUAUUCUGAUACUACCAGCGAUGAAGCAAGUUAUACCAUGAGUCUUGCUGCCUGGGAACAACUAUCAGAUUAUGAGAAGUUCAAGAUGAUGCUUACGGGGACCAAGGAAGAAAAUGUGGUUGGGAGGUUACGUGAGAAAGCAAUUCCAUUUAUGGAGAGCAGGUGUCAUACAAGAUUGUCAGUUUCUGAAGAUGCAGUAUCAGGAGAGCAUGCCAAUGCUGAUGUGCAGACUGAUACAUUUCUGGUUACCUGGCUGAAGGAGACUGCUUCAGAGAACAGAUUGGAUUUAUGCUUAAAGGUUAUUGAAGAAGGUUCCAUAGAGUUUCAGGAUAAUAUUUUUUUCAAGGAUAUGAAUGAAGCUGUAGAUUGUGCUCUGCAUUGCAUUUACUUGUGCACCGUUGCAGAUAAAUGGACUACAAUGUCCUUGAUUUUAUCAAAGCUUCCAGAAAUGCGAGAUUCUGAUACAUAUACUCGGAGACUCAAGAAAAGAGUUAAACAGGUGGAAGGCCAUAUUGAAUCGGGAAGAUUAUUGUCAUUUUACCAGGUCCCAAAGACAAUUGGUUAUUUUCUGGAGGAACAUUCAGAUGGAAAGGGUGUAAAACAGAUUCUUCGCCUUAUACUUUCUAAAUUUAUCCGUCGGCAGCCUGGACGUUCAGAUAGCGAAUGGGCAAACAUGUGGCGUGAUUUUCUAGUUUUGCAGGAAAAGGCUUUUCCUUUUUUGGAUCAAGAAUAUAUGUUGAUGGAGUUCUGCAGGGGUCUGUUGAAAGCUGGUAAAUUUUCACUUGCUAGGAACUAUUUAAGGGGCACUGCUUCAGUUCCUUUGGCCACAGAAAAGGCUGAAAACAUUGUCAUCCAAGCAGCAAGAGAAUAUUUUUUCUCAGCUUCAAGUUUGUCUUGCACAGAAAUCUGGAAGGCUAAAGAAUGUCUGAGUCUCUUACCAAGUAGCAGAAAUGUCAGGGCAGAGGCUGAUAUUAUUGAUGCAUUAACUGUGAAACUCCCUAACCUUGGGGUUAGCAUUUUACCAAUGCAAUUUAGACAAGUAAAAGAUCCUAUGGAAAUCAUAAAGUUAGCUAUUACAAGUCAAGUAGGAGCUUAUUUAAAUGUCGAUGAACUUAUUGAGAUUGCUAAACUUCUUGGAUUGAGCUCUCAAGAUGAUAUAUCAGUCGUUCAAGAAACUAUUGCAAGAGAAGCAGCUGUUGCUGGUGAUCUUCAACUGGCUUUCGAUCUGUGCAUUAUCCUUGCCAAAAAAAAUCAUGGUCCUAUCUGGGACCUCUGUGCAGCAAUGGCAAGAGGUCCUAAUAUGGAAAACAUGGACAUUACUUCCAGAAAGCAGCUUCUUGGUUUUGCUUUGAGCCAUUGUGAUGAAGAGUCAAUUGGUGAACUGUUGAAUGCGUGGAAGGAUCUAGAUCUUCAAGGUCAAAUUCAGAUGUUGACGGCACUUAGUAAAAAAGAUUCCCCAGGAUAUGCUUUUGGUGGUGCAUCCGCAGCUUUUCCUUCUCAUAGUCCUCUGAACCAUCAACUAAAUCAUAGAGAAUACCUUGAACUUGCUAAUACAAUGAGUUUUAGUGAGCAAGAAUCAAGCAUCACAAACAUGGAGAAGGCGGUGGCAUCUGUAGCCAAAGAUUUUCCCUUGGACAGAAGGCAAGAUUGGGAAACUCUCCUCAGUGAAAAUGCAAGUUUUUUUUCUUUUGCUUCCGUACAACUGCAGUGGCUGCUUGAAUUAUGUGCACAAGCAGGACAAAGUGGAAAAGUGUUGACCAACUCAGAGCCAGGAAGGCAAGACACUAAUGUAAAAGUACAAGCUUUAGUCACAAUCUUAUCCUGGUUGGCAAAACACAAUCUCACUCCCAAGGAUGAUCUGAUUGCAUCAUUAGCUAAAUCUUUCUUAGAGCCACCAGCUACUGAAGAAGAAGACAUUAUGGGAUGCUCAUUUCUCUUAAAUCUCUUGGAUGCCUUCGGUGGAGUGGAAAUAAUAGAACAACAAAUGAGAACAAGAGAAGAAUAUGAUCAAAUAUGUAGUAUUAUGGGUGUAGGGAUGAUUUAUGGUGUAUUACACAAUGCAGCAGUUAGGUGUGAGGGUCCUAUGCAGAGGAGGGAGCUACUGCUGAAGAAAUUCCAGGAUGCGCACAGGCCAGUUAGUUCAGGUGAGCUAGAGAAAAUUGGAGGAUUUCAGUCAUCGUUUUGGAGAGAUUGGAAACAGAAAUUAGAAGAGCAAAAGCGUAUAGCUGAUCAUUCUAGAGUGUUGGAGCAACUGAUUCCUGAUGUUGAUGCUUCGCGCUUUUUGGCCAAGGACACCAAUUAUAUUGAGACUGUUGUGUGCGCUUUAAUUGAUUCUGUUAAAUUGGAAAAGAAAGUUACUUCAAAGGAUCUUCAGAAAUUAGCUUAUACCUAUGACUUGAACCUCAACAAGGUCUUACUACAGUAUACGAGCUCCAUACUUGUUUCUGAAGUUUGGACCAUUGACGAUGUUACUACUGAAAUUUCAGAGUUUAAGAGCAAAAUUCUCGAUUAUUCUGCAGAAACCAUCAAUACAAUCUCAUUGCAUGUAUAUCCUGCCAUAGACGGACACAAUAAGCAGCGACUUGCCUAUAUUUAUGGCCUUCUUUCCGACUGUUGUUUGCAGGUAGACGACGUUACGGUUUUAUUGCCCAUGCUCCAUCCAGAUCAUUCUUCAAUGAAUUUUGGUUUAGCUAAUUUUUACAGAAUUAUGGAGCAAGAAUGUAACAGGGUGUCCUCUAUUAAUAAUUUGAAUUUCAAAAACAUUGCUGCAUUAAGUGGUUUGAACAUGAAGAGUUUCAGCACUGAGGUAUAUGCUCAUAUAGAUGAACAUAGUGUGGAGGCAUUGACAAUAAUGGUUCGAAAUCUUGUCAGUAUCUAUGGGGAUCCAGUUAAGGAAGAAGGUCUUAUAUCAUGGCAAAGUGUCUACAGACACUACAUCCUCCAUGUGAUAACAACACUUGAGCUUAGAGCUAAAAGUGAAAUCCAGUUUGAAACCCCUGAGAAGCUUCACGGUUUCAUUGAUGAGCUCGAGCUGGUCUACGAAAAUUGCAGAAAGUAUUUGGAGGACAUGGGGUAUUCUGGUAAUUUCGACAUGAUUAUGCGUUUCUUCACUGUAGUUGCCGCCGAUAGUGACUCCGAAGGGUAUAUAACAAACGAUCCAAUAUGGAAUGAUUGUCUUAUCUCGUUAUUGAAGUUUUGGCUCCAAGUAAUUGGAAACGCAAAGAGCUCUACGCCCUAUAAGACACCUGAGGAGAACUGUGGUGUAGAAUUUCUGAUGUCAUCCCUUCAGGUUUUCGUUAGGCUGGUUGAAGAGGGAAGGGUCUCGCCGGUUCAGGGCUGGGGCACUAUUUUCAGAUUCGUUAGCCAUGGCUGCCUCACUGGUGAAUUCACCAACUCUAUACUCGUAAUAUUCUGCAGAGGAUUGGUUUUCUCCGGUUGUGGUUUUGGUGUUGUUGAAGAAAUAUAUUCUGAAGCAGUAUCGCAGUUUGAUAAUAAUAAUACUAGCACGACCCUUGCUGAACUCUAUUCUGAUAUCCUGGAAAGUCUUUUGUUGGAUUUGGCAGCUGGAUGUCACGUGCAAGACAAUCUACACUCAUUGCUUUCCUCUUUGAGUAGAAUGGAGGGAAAUCUAGAGAAUCUGAAGAGUGUAAGGCAUUCGAUUUGGAAUAAAAUGUCCGAGUUCUCCGAUAACUUGGAGUUACCAAGCAAUGCUCGUGUCUGCGCUCUCGAGCUUAUGCAAUUCAUUACAAAAGCUUCAGAUCCACCACAAUCAUCCAAUGCUGUUCUCCCGUGGGAAGGAUGGGUCGAUUUGAAGAUAACCACACAAAACCGGACAAACUCGCAGGGGAUUUUAACAGAUACCUUAGUUGCAUUAAAGUCGUCGCAGCUUCUUAAAUCCAUGUCUCCAAAUGUAGAAAUCAGUGCAGAAGAUCUCUCUUCAGUAAAUUCAGCAGUUUCUUGUUUCUCGAAACUAUGUGGUGAAGUGACUUCAGAAUCUCAUGUUGACACACUUCUAGCAAUUUUGGCUGAGUGGGAAGGGCAUUACGAUGUAGGAUCAAAUCAUACUACUGAACCGACUGAUUCUGGCUGGGAUGAUGACGGAUGGGAAAGCUUUCCAGAAGAAUCAAACCAUAACGAAUCGCUUCUCCAUCCUUUGCACCUUUGUUGGCUGGAGAUCUUGAAGAUAUUAGUCAAGCAGUCCCGUUUUAAAGACAUAAUAACAGUAGUAGACCAAUCCAUAUUGAAACCUAACGGUAUGUUACUUAAUCAAGACGAUGCCGACUGUUUGAGUAAGAUUGCACUGGAGGUAAACUGUUUUGCAGCUGUAAAGAUUGCGCUAUUAUUUCCUUAUGAAACGAUAUCGCUCCGUUGUUUAGAUGCGGUUGAAGAAAAACUUAAGCGUGAUGGCAUACAAGAAACAACUUGGAAAGAUCACGAGUUCUUGGUUCUUACAUUGUCUUCUGGGAUUAUAUCAACGAUUAUCUCCAAUCCUAAAUAUGGUUCUGUUUUCUCGUAUAUUUGCUAUAUGGUCGGAUAUUUCUCUCGACAGUGUCAACAAGCGAAGUUGAAAGGGGAAGUUGAGGAGAACCAAAAUAUUGAGAAAGACGAAAUUCCUAUUUUCAGAAUGAUUAUCUUCCCGUGUUUUGUCUCUGAGCUUGUGAAGGCAGAACAAAAGGUUUUGGCGGGAUUUCUUGUUACAAAGAUUAUGCAUGCAAAUGCAUCUCUCAGUUUGAUCAAUAUUGCAGAAGCUAGUCUGAAAGCGUUUCUUGUGAAGCAGCUUAAAAUAAUCCAGGGUGGUAAUCUAGUCGCGAGCUCCAACAGACCAUUGACUAAUUCGCUAAUAUGUUUGAGCAACAAGUUGGAAACUGUAGUCAGUUCUGCAUUCUCAUCGGUUUCAGCCGAGGUUAGACGAUGAGCUUACUUGUAUUAUUUGGAAAGGAUAACCUCAAGUUCAGACUUUUGGAUCAUAUAGAAUCAAAUAAUUUGUGGAGUGUGUUCAUUUAUUUCAUAAUAUACUGUCUUUGUCUC